Molecule: messenger RNA, 380 nt
Organism: Plasmodium cynomolgi strain B
Lineage: Eukaryota; Apicomplexa; Aconoidasida; Haemosporida; Plasmodiidae
Exons: 1
Source: RefSeq, a predicted model, not a curated record
AUGACCGGUGAAAGAAAAAGUACCGCCGACGACAAUGGCAGCUACGUGAAUGAAAAAUAUGUUAGUGAGUCCAAAAAGGGAGACUACAAACGUGCAAGGAUAAACAUUACGACAGAUGAACACUCUAGAGAAAGUGAUUACACAGAUGAUACUGAGCACACUGUUCCUACUUUGGACAAAUGGAAGAAACCUCGAAAGAAAUUUAUGGGGAAGUAUUUUUUUUCCGAGAUAGCUAAUAGUUUGUUGCAUCCUUGGACUGGGUGUCCCUCUACUGCACCUCAGUCGGGUGUAGUGAACCCUCGCCUUGACUGUUUGCAUUAUCGAAUAGCGGCGAAGAGAAAUGGGCGAGAAGACUGCAUCAAGCCGGAAAUCAUCGUCCG